GGUAUUGAUAUGAAAAAUUAUAGUUUCAUUCCGUAAAAACAUAUUUCUCAUAUUGUGAAGGUGUUUACAUCUAACCUCUGCUAGCAUGGCUGGAACAACAGAGCUAUUGAAAAGAUUAGACAGCGAUGGAGAACCAUUGGCCAAACGAUUAUGUUUGGCCCAGAACGCAUUUCAAUCGUCUCAGCUCCCAGUUCAAAGAAAAGAGGAAGCUGUCAUCAAUUGGUUUUGCAAAAUUGCUGGAAAGUAUAAGAAGAAAAGCAAACGAGAUAGUGUUGUUGGUUCUGACGAUGAUGUUCAGAAGUUGUGGUCCACCCUCCAAACAUGUAUUGCAAGUUCUCACAUGCAGAGACUUGGAGUUUCUGACAUCCGACCAAGUGCAAAAGCCAAUAUAGUGAAGGCAUUAUCAAAACAUUUGGAGAAAGAUUCACCACCAGCUGACCACAUAUCCUUAUUAGAAUGUGCUAUCUCUGUUUUGGAGGCUAGUAGCUUUCAGAGGUAUUUUCGCACCAAUAUUUCUUUAUGCUUUAAUUUUGUGAGCCAUAUACUUGGCUCCUUGUCUCACCUUGGUCCUGAACAAAUUACACUGUGUGUUAGAGGCGUGUCUACCAUUCAGGCUAUCAGCAGGCAAACAAUACUAAGAAAUGAAUUGUGUCUAACAUUUUUAAAUGUUGUCUUGAUGCCAUUGAUAAAAUUGCUGAAAUCCCAAGGCAGUCAGCCAUCUCCCUUGACAACAGAAAUCUACAAAUGUAUCCAACAGGUUCUUUUUCCUAAGGCAUCCUCUGAAUUUCCACAUUUUCUCAAUGAAGUUUUUAAAGAAUCAAAAAAAGUGGCCGAUCCAACAGCAAAUUUACCUUUAUCUAUAGACCAACAUCAGAUCCCAUUCAGAUUACUUGAAGUGUUAAGAGAGGCCAGGGAUUUACUUGAUGAGGAUCUGUUUGUCAGCUUAGUCAGCACUGUUUUUCGGGCUUUUGCGGCAAGCCAAAAGAGUAAUCCUGACCCAUUGAUUUUUAAAAUGACUGUAACACUGUCAUAUGUAGUUGGCUUUCAUGUGAAGAAUCCAAAGUGUCAUGGUCUCUAUGGAAGGCUGAAUGAAUCUGUUACAAAGGCUGAAAAAGAUUUGUCAGCAUUGUCAUUGAACACACUCCAUGCUAUGGCACUCGUUUUAGUACAGUGGAAAAUUCCUCUGAAUGGGGAAAUAUAUGGUUCAAGUUUUCUCAACUGGCUCCAGAUGGUUGUGGAAAGCUUAUUUCCUUGCCCUUCACGUCUUCCAGCUGGAAGUUCUUUCCUAGAACUAAUGUCAACACUUAUUAAACUUAACCCUAUGAUAGUUGAAUCAAAUGUGAAAAAUAUUUUGGCAGCAAUCACAGAAAAACCACUUACUGAUGAAGAGGAGCCUAUCUACAAAACUUUUAUAUCCAAUCUCCUUGGCAUGUACAUGAAAUUGAAUCGCAUUCCCAAUUUCACAACAAUAUUCCUGACAUCCCUUCAUGAUGGGUUUAAAAAUCAAGAUGAAUCAAAUAUUCUCAACAUGAAUCCAGGAGUCUGGCUUCCAGCCAAUGUAACAGAACAGCUAACUCAAUUUGCUACCACUAUGCCAUCCACAUCCUCAAUUGCUACCUUGUCUAUUUUUUUGGAACAAUUUAAUAGUGUUGGUGUUCAGCCUUACCUUCAAUCUUCGCAAGGAAUUGAAUUUUCUAAAAGUGGCUACAUUGACUUGUUCUUGCAAUGUGUUUGUGAACUUCUCUGCUCCUUUUUGAGUGGGGUCAGAUUGUUGGAACAAUGUACCAUCUUCCCUGCCCGCCAAGGUUACUGCAAUUUUAUGAAACAGUUGAAAGAACAUCAUAGCUCAUUUGGACGCUUACUACUGAAAGGCAAAUCACCGAAUUUAGCUAUGUUGUGCACUUUCCUUAAAAUUUCAUACCACUGGGCUGCAGAAGCGUUACUGAUCCAACAAUAUGCUGAUAUCGGCCGAGAGGAUCUAUUGGCUUCGGUAGAGACUAAUCUAAAUGAAGGAACUAAAAAUAUCUCUGGUGGGGGUAUCUUAUCGUAUCUGCAUCCUUACUUGACGAGUGAAGAAUGGAGUAAAAUAUAUGAUCUAGCUCUUCAGAGUGCAGAUGAAAACUGCAAAGAACUGCUGCUUAAGCUGGAUCUUCAACUGUUGUCAGCUCUUAGAAUGUUUGAUGCGUCUCAAUCAUCUAAACCGAAAGAAGUGGCAAAGCGAGCUUGUGAACUGCUUGUCGGGAAACUUGGUGCUGUUAAUAGUGCAAUGCUUGAUCGAUGCACUGUCUCUGACAUAAUCCUAAUGUCUCCCUUGCUUAGUGUUUCUGACCUUGUUGCCCUAUCAGACAGUAUAGCUUCUUGUCUCAUCGGCUGUAAAAAUGAGAGUUUAUUAUCUAACCUAAUCACAUUGUUAGUUGAAGAAAGAUUGGUUGCUUGUGGACUGAUUUGCUCUACAAUGACAAGUUUGAAAAGAUGUUUGAAGGUUUCCAAGCGUAAGAGAGAUGAAAUGGGAGGCAAAAUGUGGAAGAUUUCUAAAAGUGUCUUAGGAGCACUUGAUACAGAAUUGAUAAUCCAAGCAGAGGUUCAAGAACUGCCUAACUCUAAGGAAGAAUUAAACCUUUUCAUAUCCUCCAUAGCAAACAUAAUGGAGAAAGCUCUUAUUGAUAUGAAUGAAGUUUCCACAAUAAAAGAGGAGUAUGACUUGUCUAGUGUGUCAGUUCACCUUCAACUGAUGCGGUCCCUGCCUCUGGCCUAUUUAUCACCGAGCCACCAGGCUGUUCUUUUCAUUUCUUUGCUCAGUAUCGCUCUUGAUUGUUCCUCUCUUCCCUCAUCUCAUGUUAAGGAUGAAAUAAUGAAGCUAAUAUUUGAUCACCUACUUCUAGGUUUAUAUGAGAGAGGAAUGCGGGUUAGCCCAGAUUUUGCUGGACAUUUGGAUUAUGGAGUUCUAAUUAGUGGCUUGGCACAUUUUGUUGUUAAUCACAGUGUGGGUAGACGCCUGUUGGAACUGGUGCUUGGGCAUGCCCUGCGUCAUGAACAAACGCAGGAACAGGUCCUCGAAAAGGUGGCUCUACUUAAGAAGAAAGGCAAGGUUAAUGAGCCUGGAAAAGAAAAUCUUCUGGUUGGUAGUCUCAUAAUGCAAAAUCUCUGUGAAAAAAAGUUAAAAAAUGUGCGGCCUCAGAAAACCUUAGAAAAUGAUGAAGAGUCCCCUAGUGACCCUGUGGAAGUUCUGAAAAAAGCAAGGAAGAAGUUAGCUAAAUCAUUUGAAGCUCUGAUUCAAAAUAAGCUUGUUAGUCCUCAAGAGGCACUUCAUGCAUUUGCUUUAACUCUAGACUUUAAUAUCAAAUUUGGAAAAGGAAUUGACACCAUUGUGGAACACCUUGAAAGUUUUUGCUCUAGUGCUGUUUCUUUUCUUGUUAGCAAUCAAAUAUCUGAGCAAAAGGCAGCAGAAACUUUACUGUUAGUAGUUUUUAGAAAUCGCAACAAAUUGAAUGAAUCUUUACCUACUUCUCUUCUCAACGAUGUUUGGUUGCUUUUAUCUUCUUCUGUUAAACCAAGUGAAGUGCUUGUAACUGCCAUAUUUGAAUCUGCUUCUCAAGAGGAAAUGGCAUUUAUUGUCAAUGACCUCUUACAUAAAGUGGAGAAAACUGUAGCUGUUGCUGAAGAAGAAAAGGCUUCACCUGAUGUGAUGCUAUUCUGGCUUAUAUUACUUAAGUGCCAUAACUUACCUGCUGCUAAUAAUGAAGUAUGCUUGAAAGCCCUGCGGACAGUUUUUGAGCGAUUGCCAUUCAUUGAUCUUCGACAACAACAGCUACUAGAAUUUUUACAGGCUGUUCUGUCAUCAUCCAAGGUGGCAAUGGAUAUGGAAAUGAUUGAUCAGUGCAUUUCUGUGUUGCAUGAAGUUUCUCUGCCCCAAGCAACAAAGGAUUUUAUACUUCUUGCUACACAAUUCUUGUCAGUGCUAUCAGCACUGUUAUUACACAGGUCUUCUCAUACUUUAGACUGUAUUCCAAGUUUCAUGCAAAUGUUACAGUAUUUUGUGAAACAGUUGGCUAAUCAUAGCAAGCAAACAUCAGAACUGUCUCGUUCUGAUGGUGCACAACUUGCGGGUCUUGCCUUCGGCGUUGAGAAGUUGCUGUAUGCUUUAACAAAACCUGAACGCAAGAAAUCUUUCCGAAGGGUUGCUGCUUAUUUUCUUGCAGACAUCAUGACUAUAUUUGAGACUAUUACUCUGUGCUCAACUGUAAAGGUUCAUUUUCAAAACAUGGCUUAUGCUAUUCUUAGCAUUGUUGACGACUAUGCCAUCAAGUUCCUCCUUCGAAGUAUGUCAUCUGCUUCCAACGAAAUAUUUAAAACACUUCAUGAUUCUUACAAGAAGUUUCAUCGCUUCUCUGGCAAAGUUUAAAAUGAAGUUGACAAUAAAGCGCAGGUGGGACGGUGUAUUAAUCUUUAUUCCUAAAAUAAAUCUUAUUAGUUACUUAA
Molecule: messenger RNA, 4479 nt
Organism: Frankliniella occidentalis (western flower thrips)
Lineage: Eukaryota; Metazoa; Arthropoda; Insecta; Thysanoptera; Thripidae
Exons: 20
Coding region: 86-4402 (1438 amino acids)
Biological process (GO): ribosome biogenesis
Cellular component (GO): nucleolus
Source: RefSeq, a predicted model, not a curated record